AGGCCCAUUUAUACCGAACGCCACAUUUAGCAAAACUAUUAGAAAAUUCUCACGUUGUUCGCAACGAGCAAUCAAUCUAACACAGAAGAGUUUGUAACUCAAAACACAAAAGGACACCAAGCGUCGGCCUCGCCGUCACUGAGUUGGAAAAAUAACAAGACAGCGGUUUGGGUUCUAUGUAGAAAUAUUAGUUGGCGAUAUUGCAGAAAUAUCUUCAACAAAUUCUGCCAUUAAGAUGCCAUCACGGGUGGAAGAUUAUGAGGUCUUGUAUACCAUAGGAUCCGGAUCUUAUGGGAAAUGUCAGAAGAUAAGGAGGAAAUCUGAUGGAAAGGUUCUAGUUUGGAAAGAGCUGGACUACGGCACCAUGGCAGAAGCCGAGAAGCAGAUGUUGGUUUCCGAGGUGAACCUCCUGCGCGAACUGAAGCACCCCAACAUUGUACGGUACUACGACCGCAUCAUCGACCGCACGAACACCACUCUGUACAUCGUCAUGGAGCACUGCGAAGGCGGGGACCUGUCCGGUCUGCUCACCAGGUGCAUCAAGGAGAGGCGUUACCUGGACGAGGACUUCGUCCUGCGGGUGCUGGCCCAGCUCGCGCUGGCGCUGAAGGAGUGUCAUCGCCGUGGCGACGGGGGGCACACCGUCCUGCACCGCGACCUCAAGCCCGCCAACAUCUUCCUGGACGCCAGGCAGAACGUGAAGCUGGGCGACUUCGGCCUGGCCCGCAUCCUCAACCACGACACCAGCUUCGCCAAGACCUUCGUCGGCACGCCGUACUACAUGUCGCCGGAGCAAAUGAAUCGGACAUCUUACAAUGAGAAGUCUGAUAUCUGGUCCCUGGGGUGUCUGGUGUAUGAGCUGUGCGCCCUUUCGCCGCCGUUCACGGCGUACAACCAGAAGGAGCUGGCGGAGAGGAUCCGGGAGGGGAAGUUCCGGCGGAUCCCGUACCGCUAUUCUGAGGAGCUGAACUCCCUGGUGUGCAGAAUGCUGCACUUAAAGGACUACAUGAGGCCGUCGGUGGAGAGCAUCGUGCAGAGCGCUCUCCUGGCGUCGGCCGUGUCGGAGGAGCAGAGGAAGGCCGAGCAGAGAGUCCGGAGGAAGUCUGCGGAGCUGGAGCGGCCCAAACCCGCCGACGUCCCCGCGGAAACGGCCGCCGCCGUGUCCAUGGCGACGGAGCUCCGGCUGAAGGAGCAGCGGCUGCAGGAGCGCGAGCAGGCCCUCAAGGACCGGGAGGAGAGACUGGAGCAAAGGGAACAGGAACUUUGCGCCCGGGAGAGGCUUGCUGACGAGAAGUUGGCAAGGGCGGAGGGUCUGGUGAAGACCUGUAAUCUGGUUCGGCAGCAGAAGGCUCUGACUCCGCUCUACUCCAACGAGAUCUUGGGUGAGCGGGCGGAGUCUCCGUCUCCAGGUAAGAAGAAGGUGCACUUCGCGGGCGACAGUAAGGAGAACCGGGCUCCGGACCGGCACCUGAAGCUCCGCAACGCCGAGCUGAAGAAGCGUCUGCAGGCGGCCACCGUGCGCGCCCAGGCCCUGGACCUGGUGGAGCGCAACUACCAGCUCCAGAGCAGGCAGCUGCUGGGCAUACGCUAGAGGGGUCCUUCAGCCGGCCGGCGCGGGAGAUACGCAUCAUCAGGGAGGGCCCCAGCAGGCUGGACUCUGAGGCUGGUUCACCCGGGCGUCACAUUCGCUCGUUCAUGUACAUACUGUCAUAUAAAGGGAGAAACAAACCCUGCGUAGACGCAAGCUGACAAUCUAAAAGCCCUGUAGGAAUUUGGGGCCUUUUUUU
Molecule: messenger RNA, 1787 nt
Organism: Conger conger (European conger)
Lineage: Eukaryota; Metazoa; Chordata; Actinopteri; Anguilliformes; Congridae
Gene: nek2
Product: NIMA-related kinase 2
Exons: 9
Coding region: 236-1591 (451 amino acids)
Biological process (GO): protein phosphorylation
Molecular function (GO): protein kinase activity; ATP binding
Source: RefSeq, a predicted model, not a curated record